AUGCGCUCGGCCGCGCCGCCGAGCACCUCCUCGACGGGAAGGAUGCCGUCGCCAAGCGCUGCGGCCAAGCAGCUCGCCUUCCGCCAGGCCGACUUCAUUUGCACGUGCCCUCCGUACUUUGAUUUAGAGGUGUAUGAUGGCGGCGCCAACGACCUCAGCAUGCUGCCGUCGUACGACGCAUUCCUUGUCAAGUACUCGCGCAUCAUCAAGGAGGCGGCCAAGCUGCUCCGGCCGACGCAACUCGCCGCGUUCGUCGUCGGCAACCGCGCGGGCCGCCAAAUGGCUGCCACCUCCAAGUGGGUGCAAGUCCACCAGGACACGCUGGUGGUGGUGAAGGGCGACCGGUUCACGACGAAGGAGGCGAAGCGCGCCGGCAUCGACGCAUCGGGGUCGGGGAUCGCGGGGCUGUGA
Messenger RNA from Emiliania huxleyi CCMP1516, 411 nucleotides. RefSeq lists its product as hypothetical. Lineage: Eukaryota; Haptophyta; Isochrysidales; Noelaerhabdaceae. The coding region runs from base 1 to 411 and encodes 136 amino acids. The record is from RefSeq and is a predicted model, not a curated record. The transcript has 3 exons.